Molecule: messenger RNA, 1740 nt
Organism: Fonsecaea nubica
Lineage: Eukaryota; Fungi; Ascomycota; Eurotiomycetes; Chaetothyriales; Herpotrichiellaceae
Exons: 2
Coding region: 1-1740 (579 amino acids)
Molecular function (GO): catalytic activity
Source: RefSeq, a predicted model, not a curated record
AUGGGUAGCGUCGAUGCCGCGCCAUCGGAUGUCAUAUCGUCCUAUUCCGUCCCUGCUGAGUCCAGGAAGCUGUUGAUCAGCGCGUUGCUGGAGAAUCCAAAGAUCGCAAAGGACAUUCCCCAGGAAGCUCGUGAAUUCGCCUCGCGCAUCACCUUCACGGGCACCGACCUCCCCUCGAUUCCCAUCAAUUGGCGUUUCGCCGAGUCCGCGGCGAGUCUGAAGGCCUUUGAAGCAUGCAUCGUCUACGCGCUGGUGAAGCGCAAAUACAAUGUGGAACUCACAGGGGCCGAGAUCAAUACGGACCAUGCCCAGCUGUUCUUCAUGUCGACGCUUCUCUGGCAGAUUCACCCGGACACAGACCGCACCAUCUCCAUGUCCAAGAAUAGCGACAAGUUGGACGACAUAAUCCCCAACUACGACUUCCAUAAGAUGGCAUCGAGUCUGUAUAGGUCCUGCGUGACCAAUAUCUACCAGACGAAAGAUGGUCGCUAUUUUCACCUGCAUGGGAGCAUGAAUCCGAAGCCAUCGCUCGAUAGCAUCGGAUUCCCUGAAGAUCGACCUGAGCUCAAGACCUGGGAGGAGGCGAUACAGCCCUUUAUUGAGAAGCUGGCCACCAUCGAUUCGGCCGAGAUGCAGCACCUCGCAUCCGACGUCUAUAAGCAAGCCGGGGUGAUAGCAGAGACUGUGGACUCGUUUCGAGCCACCGAACACGGCAAGGCAAAUGCGCACGUCGGGCUCUUCGAGAUCCAUCCCACCCCAAAUCCUGCGCAGAAGCCUUCUUGGUGGCCGUCCACUCCCCAGACUUCGGCAGCCAGACCUCUAGCUGGGCUCAAGGUCAUCGAUCUGACGCGUGUCAUUGCCGCACCAGCUGUGACUAGAGGUCUGGCCGAACUGGGGGCAAGUGUCAUGCGCGUCACAUCCCCGAAUCUUGUAGAUUUCAGUGGGCUACACGUUGACCUCUCCUGGGGCAAAUGGCAAUGCAGUCUCGACCUGAAAACCGAAGAAGGGAAAGAGAAGCUCCGAGAUCUAAUCAAAGAAGCAGAUGUCGUAGUUCAAGGCUACCGACCGGAUGUGCUCGAUAAGUAUGGCUUCGGCCAACAGGGGAUCAUCGACUUGGUCAAAGAUCGGGAACGUGGCAUCAUCUCGGUUCGGGAGAACUGUUACGGCUGGAACGGUCCUUGGUCAUACCGCUCGGGAUGGCAGCAGAUCAGCGAUGCAUGCGUGGGGAUUUCUGCUGGCUUUGGCAAAGCUAUGGGUUUGAAGAACAACGAGGCCGUUACUCCUGUCUUCCCCAAUAGUGACUAUAUGACAGGCAUUGCCGGAGUGACGGGGAUCUUGAGCGCUUUGAUGAGGCGUGCAGAGGAAGGUGGUAGUUUCAAGGUGGAUGUCGCACUCAACUAUUACAACCAAUGGCUGGCAGAUUCCGUGGGAGAGUACCCCGAGCCCAUUUGGCAGGACGUCUGGAAGAGGAACGGAAACCAAGUCUUCCGGUGUUACCACAACAUGAACUACCUCAUCCCUCGGUAUAUGGGGAUGCUCAUGAAGAACAGCCAAAUCCUCCAUCCGUCUUUCUUUGAAGAUAGGCCGAGCAAAGCCAUCGAUGCCGUCGUGCGUACAAUCAAACCUAUCAUCAAAUUUGACAACGACCAGGUCCGCCUGGGUUAUAAUGUAGGCACCAGAGGCAACGGCAAAGACGCCCCACGGUGGCCGGAGGACCUUAUGACGGAGGUCGUGCAGUAA